Molecule: messenger RNA, 1899 nt
Organism: Schistosoma curassoni
Lineage: Eukaryota; Metazoa; Platyhelminthes; Trematoda; Strigeidida; Schistosomatidae
Source: the annotation of a GenBank genome assembly
AUGGACUUACUGGUUUUUGAGAAAUCUAACAUUACAAAGGACUACUAUUGGAUUUUUGAUGAAAUUCCUGAUAUGCCUAUUAGAGAUCUAUUAAAUCUUAUUGCUUCAUCAAGUGUUACUAAAAUGAAAGUGGGAUUUUUUCGACAGUUUCCUGUGUUAAAUUUUGACGAUCUGUCAAAACAUGAAUUGCAAAAGGGCACUCAGUUAUUGAUUAAAUCUGCAUUGCAUGGAGAAACGCAUAGUUUGCCUGAACGUGUAACUAUUGCAGCUUAUAUGAUAAUGAUUAGCAGUCAGAUAGCAACCUUUAUAAAAUCAUUUAACAGUUCAUACUUGAACCGUAGUGGUAUAAGUUGCCAUCAAAUCAACCCAAUUGUGGACGACUUUGGUGGUAGGUUGUUUUAUAACUUUCUCAGUCAUAGGUCUGGGACUAAUGUCUGGAAAUCUUUAUGGUUUUACUCACUCGAAACGUUUGAUGAUGCAAUGAAAAAUUUUAUAUCCACUGCUCAUUACACUCCUGAUGACAAUAUGAAACUUACAAGUAAAGGAAUGAAAAUUAAGCAAAGAAGCUUGGAAAGUGGUCUAUUUUCAACUGUCUUUCAGUCAUUUAAUAACAAAAUUCUUCGAAUAUCAACAAUUCUCGAUCCUCCAUUUGUUGUGACUGGUCAAGUAAUUGAAAACGGAGAAAUAAUCAACGCUUCAGGAUUUGCGAUUGAUAUACUAAAUGAAUUGGCUAUGCAUUUCAAUUUUAGAUAUCGCCUUUUCUUACCACAGAACGGUACGUAUGGCUCACUGGAUGAAAAAGGAGAUUGGGAUGGCAUGAUGGGUGAAUUGGUAAAUGGACGAGUUGAUAUGAUAGCUGCUGGUUUGACAAUCAAUCCAAGAAGAUCGAAUUAUGUGGAAUUUAUUGGUCCGAUUGUUGAAGAUACAGUUGGAAUACUUGUAAAACCAUCAACAGCAAAUUAUCUUUUCUUUCAAAUGUUUCAUCUAUUUCAAAUUAAUGUUUGGAUAGCAAUUACUAGUUCAGUGGUUAUUCUUGGAACAACAGUUUGGUUAUUCAAUAGGUAUAGUCCAUUCAGUGGAUGGAAUUUACAACUUCCAGAAGCUAACUCAAAUGAGGUAUCUCUUUCCUACAAUAUAUGGAUUUCACUACGUUGUAUGCUUCUACAAGGACAAGAAGGCAGAUUAUUCUGUUUUUCGUCACGCACUUUGUGCUUAAUGUAUUGGUUUAUGAUUUUAGUUGUACACGCUAUAUGGCAGGCUGAUUUAACAGCAUUUCUAACAAAAAACAAUCUUGAGCUUCCAAUUAGUUCGUUAAAGGACUUGGCACACAAUGAUAAGAUUGUAGUAUUAACUAUGAAAGGAACUAGUACUUACAAUAUGUUUCAGGUCUCAGUAAAUAAUACAUUUUAUGAAUCCAUAUAUAGAAAGCUGGUUGCAAAUCCUGUUAGUGUAUAUAGUACAGACGAAGCAGUGAAGCUGGUGAUAAAGUUUAAUAAUUAUGUCUAUAUAACUGAAAGAUUAUUUCUUAUGAGUGUACUGCAAUCAGAGGAAUGUUCAAAUCUGGAAGUGAUAGAAGAGCCUGGGAUUGUAGCUGCUCUUGGAUUCGCUGUGCAACUUGGAAAAGAGUAUGCAAAACCUAUGUCAUCUUAUAUGCUAACUUUGAGAGAGCGAGGCAUAAUCAACAAAUUCAUGGUAAAAUGGAAUAUGACUUCUGAUGUUGAUCCUAUGGAUGUGCAAUACCAAGCUCUGACAAUAUGGAAUGUCGCCGGGGCAUUCAUCGUCACCUCAGUUUUUACUGGGAUAAGUCUGCUUAUUCUACUCGUUGAAUGUAUAUGGUAUAGAUGGAGAAAUAGAAAAAAUAUGGACACUAACAAUAACAAUAAUAAUAAUGGUAGAUAA